GGCAAGUGUAGGGCCUGAAGAAGUAUUCUAUUUCAGGGAGCAUCUUUUCGAGGGUAGGGUCUACCUUUUUAAAUGAGUCAGUAUUGUACCAGCUGAUGAGAAGUUCAACUUGGUACCGUACCACUACAAAAUGUGUUUUACUGAUGAUACAAGAGUUGAACAUGUAUAUAUCACAUGUGAUAGGACACCCCUUCAUUGGGCUUACAAUGUAAGAUUACAAGAUAUCCAUCAUUUUGCCAAGAACUAUGUGCAAUUGAUAGAUGUGGUUGGGUUGGUUGUCACUGUCACUGAACAUCGAAGUACGAGAAAUGAAUAUUCUAUGAUGAGAGAUGUGGUUUUGCUUGAUAAAAGUAUGACGUUUGUCCGACUUACUCUGCGAAACGAAUUUGCAAUGAGAGAUGGGAUGCAUCUCCUUGAAACUCUGCACCAAAAUAAUAUUUUGUUUGCUACAGGGUUGAAGGUCGAUGAUUUUCACGGUCCGUACCUUAGCACUUGCAAGAAAAGCAAAUUAUACGUUAACCACUCAAUUCGUACAUACGGGAUUCCUGAAUGGUUUGCAAAAGACGAAAAUGCACAAAAGUUGGUAACAUGGAACCGCACACAUGGAUUUUCACUCCCACAGGCAUUAAUAAUUUCAAAUGCCAGGAGAAUUCGAAUAAACCAAUUUGCGUUUUGGACCAAUUAUGACUGGUUUAUGUGUAAACAUUGCGGCAGAGAAGAUGUGCAGACUGUAACCAGGUAUAAUGCAAAGAUGGUUGUAAAAGACUUCACUGGCUCAAUGAAACUCUUGGUAAAGGACACGAAGGCAGAAUUUAUCUUACAAUGUGUCCCUUCAUAUCUAAAGAAAUUAAUGUUAAAGGAUAAUGGGGCGCAAAUGCUCAAAAACUACAUUUCUCAAUUUAAUGAAUAUCCAUACGUGUUUAUUAUUCCUGCUCCAAAAUUUGGAUGCGUUGACCAUUGUGCUCCCGUGGUGACUUUUGUAUUAAAAGUUGAUUGGAAAAUCGAGAACUGGCAAAGAGACAUUGGAUUCAUCGUGAUAAGAGCUUUUUUAAGACAUUGA
Molecule: messenger RNA, 1060 nt
Organism: Rhododendron vialii
Lineage: Eukaryota; Viridiplantae; Streptophyta; Magnoliopsida; Ericales; Ericaceae
Exons: 9
Coding region: 131-1060 (309 amino acids)
Source: RefSeq, a predicted model, not a curated record